Molecule: messenger RNA, 705 nt
Organism: Echinostoma caproni
Lineage: Eukaryota; Metazoa; Platyhelminthes; Trematoda; Plagiorchiida; Echinostomatidae
Source: the annotation of a GenBank genome assembly
AUGAUAAUUUUAUCUUUAGUGGCUUCUUCGAGGCCGACUGCAUUAAAAUAUAUUGCAUCCCGACGCUCGCCAUGUUGCGGUCUAUGUAUUCAAAGUGCUCCGCAACAGUUUGUGUUAUUCGAAAUUGUAAACUCUCAGCAUCAAUUCGAAAUUUGUCCAAAUGGGAUACAAUUGCAACUUCAGACACUCCACGUAAGCUCAUUUUGUCGCUUGUCUAAGCCUAAAGUUCGUGAGGAUCAGGUUCCAAAACAGACGGAUGUGCUGAUUGUGGGUGGUGGUGUGAUCGGUUGGGCUGUGGCAUUUUGGCUACGAUGGACCUCCAAGUUCUCCGUUACUGUCGUCGAACGUGAUCCAACCUACGCUUGUUCGGCUUCCGUACUCGGAUUAGGCUCAAUAAGGCAGCAGUUUUCUGAGCCCGAAAAUAUACAAAUGUCGCUUUUUUCUAGCGAAUUUCUGCGAAAUGUUAAAGAUUAUCUGACUGUUUUGGAUAAUACGCAGUUGGAUAUCGAUUUCAACCCGCAAGGUUGUCUUAUUCUAGCCAACGAAAGUCAAGCGGAGACAUUAAAACAAAACUUUCAACUCCAGUCGGAUCUCGGUGCGAAAGUAGAGCUUUUGGAUAGGUCAAUGCUCAGCUCGCGUUGGCCUUGGUUGAAUGUGGACGAUGUCGAAUUGGGUUGCUAUGGUAAAUGCAUACUGAGCGCUUGA